AUGGCGACGACGACGAUCAUCGGAUACGGCUCGCUGCUGUCUGAGACAUCAGCGCGGUCAACCUUCGGCCACCACGUCAAGAACUUCCGCCUGGGACGCGUGCAUAACUACCGCCGCGUGUUCGCGCAUCCGGCGUCCAUCUUCUUUCAACGUGGCAUCGCUAUCAAGGAGACCCUGGAGAUGGCUAGUUUGUCGGCAGAGGUUAGCCCCGGUACCUCGUUUGCCGUCAGCGCCUUCGACAUCCCAACGUCGCAAUUACCUGACUUUUACGACCGCGAAGACGAGUUUUCGAUUGAGGAGGUCGAGUUCCACGAAGCCAAAUAUGGCAGGGUGUCCAAAGGUCUGAUGUGCUGUCGAUGGAACGACGCGGAUUACAUUGCCAAGCGUGGCCAAUCUACGUUUGACAAGCUGUACAGAACGUACGGCCUGGACACGAUUUGGGGCUACGAUGCCUCCAGUGGCAUCCUGCCUUGCCGCGUGUACCUGCGACACUGUAUCCUGGCCGUGCAAAAGCUAGGCGAAGUAGGUGCUUUGGGCCAUGUUUUCAUGUUUUUCGUCCAUAUUUGGAUAUAUUUUUAGGAUAUUUACGACGAUUUUGUCCAAAACACGUAUUUGGGCGACCGCACCACGACCAUCCAAUCGUACUUGGCCGAAAACCCCACGAUCAUGGACGCGGUGCCGCCAGCCCACCUUGUGGGGCGCUAUAGCGGCUGAUGCAGAUGCCACGUCAUUGCUUUAAACAUUGUAUUGCAUCUCAAAACAAUACUAUUUUCGUAGGAAUAACAUAUAGAUUUACAGGGAUUGAUAAUUGAAAUAUCACCCACAAACAUAGG
Molecule: messenger RNA, 833 nt
Organism: Aphanomyces astaci
Lineage: Eukaryota; Oomycota; Saprolegniomycetes; Saprolegniales; Verrucalvaceae
Exons: 4
Coding region: 1-579 (192 amino acids)
Source: RefSeq, a predicted model, not a curated record